UGGUUUACCAUUUCUACACAAUUCAGGCACAUUUUCCUUGCCAACUGUUUCGUAAAGCUUAUGGAAUUUCAAAAAAAAUGCCUGAAAAAUUAAACUUUAAGAUACUACCUCGGGUAGAUAGCUGGCCACAGGCAUUCCAGAUAGCUCCUCCCACCUAUGAAGAUAUUGCAUUAUACUUUUUCUCGAGUGAAGUUGGGAGGCAAAAAGAGAAGUAUAUCCGUCUUUUGGAGCACAUUGAGUCGCGUGAUUUUGCAAUGAAAACUUGUGUAGAUGGUGUUGAAUUGCUUGUGUAUACAUCUAAACAACUGCCACAGGAUUCUCAAAGAAUAGAUGAAGAUCCUUUUUUAUGGGGUGUAUUCCGUCAUCUGAAACAUAAGAAACAGUGCCAGGAUAAGCAGCAACAAUCUCUUUCUUGCAUUUCCGCUGCUGUUAUGAACAGCACCAGUCUUGGUCAGUUUGAUGUGUCAUCUGAUGCCAGUUGUCAGGAAGUUGACAAGGUGAGUGAUAUGGUAGGAGGCAGCAAGGCUGGUAGGAUAGACAGACCAAUAUUGAGAAUCGAUGCUCCUCCUGGUUUCCCAAAACCAAUUUCAAGAGAUGCUCCUCCUGGUUUCUCAAAACCAAUUUCAAGAUAUGUAAGUCAUUUGAAACAUAAGAAACAGUGUCAGCAUAAGAAGGAGCAAUCUCUUUCUUGCAUUUCUGCUUCUGUUAUGAAGAGCACCAGUCUUGGCCAGUCUGAUGUAUCAUCUGAUGGCACUCGUCAGGAAGUUGACAUGGAGAUUGAUAUGGUAGGAGGCAUCGAGAUUGGUAGGAUAGACAGACCAAUAUUAAGAAUUGAUGCUCCUCCUUUCCCAAAACCAAUUUCAAGAGAUGUAAGUCAUCUAAAACAUAAGAAACAGUGUCAGGAUAUUCAGGAACAAGCUCUUUCUUGCAUUUCUGCUUCUGUUAUGAAGAGCACCAGUCUUGGCCAGUCCAAUGUAUCAUCUGAUGGCACAUGUCAGGAAGUUGACAUGGAGAUUGAUAUGGUAGCAGGCAUCGACGUUGGUAGGAUAGACAGACCAAUAUUAAGAAUUGAUGCUCCUCCUUUCUCAGAAACAAUUUCAAGAGAUGUAAGUCAUCUAAAACAUAAGAAACAGUGUCAAGAUAUUCAGGAACAAUCUCUUUCUUGCAUUUCUGCUUCUGUUAUGAAGAGCACCAGUAUUGGUCAGUUCAAUGUAUCAUCUGAUGACAAUUGUCAGGAAGUUGACAUGGAGAUUGAUAUGGUAGGAGGCAGAGAGAUUGGUAGGGUAGAUAUACCCAUUUUAAGAAUCGAUGGUCCUCUUAGUUGCUCGAAACCAAUUUCAAGAGAUGCUCCUGGUUUCUCAAAACCAAUUUCCAGUGAUGUAUGUCAUGACAGAAGAUCUUUGGCCAAGUUUCUUCCACAUGUUGCUCCUAGAUUUUCAAAGACGACAUUUAAACAUGGAUGCAGUUCACCUGAUCUGACACUUAAGAGUCAAAAUCUUUGCAUGAAGGACAAGAGAGGUUCUGUAUCUUUCUCUAGUGGAGAGGAUCACACAACAACAAAUUUGGAAGCAUGUGAAGGGCAGCCAAAGUGCCAACAGGUAUCUGGCCACAGGCACAAGUCUGUGGAGCACGGUUUUUCCAAUCACUCAGCAGGAAAGAAGAAAGAGUUUGACUCCAUUGACAGGUAUAGUUAUGCAAAAGAAAAGACACCACCCUGGACGGACACCAAUCCUUGUUCUGCUAGCAUUAGUCUUCCUUGUUUAUCUGCAAAAAAGAAAGUAGACAGCUCAUCUGAGAAACCUUUACAAAAGAGCUGCACAAUGUUUGGAGACGUCGUAUUGUCUUCCACCUCUUCGUCCAAUGAAAAGCAAGAAAGCCGAUUUUUUAAGAAGCCUGCCAAUUACGGUGACAGAUAUUCACAUAUGACAGAUACUGAAGCACAUUGUUUACACCGAAAUAUGGCACCAAACUCAUCCAAGGAGAAAGGACAUAGACCCUCUGGGAAACCAUCAGAUAAGAAUUUUGCACAAGAACACCGAUUUGGUAAAGGUGUAUCGCCAUCUGGAACUGGAAUCAAGGAAAGCAAGAUAACUAGUUGUAUGAUGGUUCCAAAGGCAACUGAGGGGAAUGAAAAGAUGGGGAAACAGAGCACCCCGGGUCGAAGGCAGGAAAUGAGGAUGAUAGCUCCUGGUAAGCAGAGCUCUAAAACAGUCAAAGAAAUGAUGGAAAGACAGAGCAACUCAAACCCAGAAAACAAGCAAAUCUCUCAAGUCUCAGCAAAUUACGGGAGCCCAUCAUCCAGCCUCAUACAGCCACUUCUCUCAGGAAGCAAAAGAAAGGCAGAUGGAUUGCCUGACAGCAAAACGAUGGUAUCUGAUAAGUGGCAUCUUAAGGAAGACAUCAAAAGAACAAAAAACAUGGAAAACCAGUGUGGGUUGGUCGAAGGGAAGAAGCAACAAUAUCCAGUUUCUCCAAGUUAUGGCACACCUGUCAGCAUCUCCGUACAGCCCCUACUCUCAACUGGCGGUGACUUGCUUUCUUUUCUUCCCCAGGACUCUGAGCCCAUGAAGACUCCCAAGACGAUAACCAGUACAGAGAGGCAAGCUGUCUCCAGAGAUCUUAGGUUAUCAAGACCUGAAUGCAUGAAGGAUGGGACUGCUUGAGUCUCAACAAUUUCGACAGAACACCUUGAGUAAGAUGGCUGUGUGGACCGUGGAGGAUUUGCAGUUGUCACUGAGACUCUGACAUUAGACUUGACACUAGGACAAUGGACCAUGAAGACAAGUGCAGGAUAGCAUGUGCCAUCAUUGCUUCAGGAAAAAUAUUUAUAUGUUGUUCUCUCUUCGUCUGGUAGAUUUAGAACUUCCUAUGCAACAGAAACUUUAGGCAUGGAUGGUUGUAUGUGUGCAUAUAUUCUCGUAAGGGACGAUGAUUAUUUGAUCUUUGAGACAUUGAAGCCUGUUU
This is a messenger RNA of Elaeis guineensis (African oil palm), 2964 nucleotides long. RefSeq lists its product as uncharacterized. NCBI's taxonomy places the organism in Eukaryota, Viridiplantae, Streptophyta, Magnoliopsida, Arecales, Arecaceae. Gene Ontology annotation, molecular function: histone reader activity. Gene Ontology annotation, biological process: negative regulation of transcription elongation by RNA polymerase II. The record is from RefSeq and is a predicted model, not a curated record.